AUGGGUCUCAACUUCUCUAAUAUCCGGGCGCAACGAUACUCUCGUCCAGCUUCUUCCGUACUCGAUCACUGGCACACUGCAACAGGAUGGACGACUUCCAUGUUGAGCGAACUGUGUACCACAAGUUGUUCAAACUCUCUUAGUACUUUGGCUACUUCAGUCGAAGCAAACUGUGGUAAUGACGCGUUUGUGUUCAACAAUCAGAACACCACGUUCACUUCGCUCGUGGAACUAUACGGCUACAAGUUUGGCUUGCUAUGCCUAGCAGAUUCAUCAACAGGCGACUUCUGUAUUGAUGUAGAAGACUCCUGGGACAUCGGAGCACUCGUGGCCGCCGGCACAGCAACUUGGCCACUUUAUACUAAUAAGACAUAUCCAAAUUUCGAGAACCCGGACUGGGAACCUGACGAUGACCCAUGGUUCGACGACUCCUACGGGAAUUCCACUUCGGAUUUCUACACCGACUUGCCACUUACUCCGAAUGACUAUUUCAUAGGCAGUAGCGUUGAAGCAUUUGCUGAUUGUAGCUAUGGCUGGUGUGAGACUUUGGACUACGAUGAGCAUCCUCUCGAGAUCCAGUGUUCAUCAUGCAUGCUAGAGCGGAUCAAUGAGAUGACGAUGCAGGUCUGGGCCAACAUACAAAAGAACUGCGAGAUCACCGACGAACUAGUCCCCGCCGUAAAUAUGACUGGAGUCGGCUCCGGCUCGAACUUUACGUAUGUGGCCACGGAUUACACGAAUUGCAGCCAAGUCAUCGAACUCCCUACCUACAUUGCAGGCGACAACUACAUCACAUGCAACAAUCUCUCUGUCCAAGACUCUAUCCCAUCAGCUUCACUCCUAGCGCUAAACAAUGCAUACAAUUGCGCCGCCUUAUCUGGAUCUUUCUGUGCCCCUCAAUACUGCAAUAUCACAGUCAACACCGUCCGUCAGAACUUGAAGGAGUUUGCGUCUGCAUAUACAAAUUUGACGACCACCCAACUCCUGCACUGGAACCCGUUCAUGAUGAGUUUCUGGAUCGAAGUAGGAGAGACGGUCUGUGUUGGUCCGCCUGGUGGCGCCUAUGUAGCCCCCUCAGCAACAGUAGUAGUGCCAAGUGUAUACACCACUACAGCCAUGCCAGCUGAUCCUACAGUCGCGGGAACGAUAGCAAACUGCGGACUUUACUAUAAUGUGACAGAAGGAGACACUUGCGACGUCGUGACCCUAAGAUUCUCACUCACAUUUUCGGACUUCGUAGCCAUGAAUCCGAGUAUCGACACAGGUUGCACGAACCUGCUUUAUGGGGUAGAUUAUUCGGCUCCCACAGGAUCGACAGCUAUGGCGACUUCAAGUUCGACAUCUAAGCAGACUUCUUCUUCCUCAACGACGAUAACUGCGACUUCGACAGGAGUUACUGCUCCUGGACCUACACAGGCUGGUAUCAUCAGCACUUGUAACAAAUUCGCAGAAUCCAUCUCGGGCCUUGGAUGCUAUGAUUUCGCGGUAGCAGAAGGCAUUACUCCCGCCCAGUUGUACGCGUGGAAUACUAUUCUAGGUGUAGAUGGUGCUGAUUGCGGGGCCGAACUAUGGGCGGACGAGUAUUAUUGCGUAGGAGUCUCGGGGUCGAGCACACCAACAUCGACAUCGUCAACAGUUGCGUCAACGACAACGUCGGUCACUGCAGCUGGUCCUACGCAAUCCGGGAUUAUCAGUACUUGUAACAAGUUUGCGGAGUCCAUUUCUGGUCUUGGGUGUUAUGACUUCGCGGUCGCGGAGGGCAUCACACCGGCGCAGUUGUAUACGUGGAACACGAUUCUGGGAGUUGAUGGCGCGGACUGUGGUGCUGAGCUUUGGGCGGAUGAGUGGUAUUGUGUCGGGGUAUCUAGUUGA
Messenger RNA from Amorphotheca resinae ATCC 22711, 1872 nucleotides. RefSeq lists its product as hypothetical. The coding region runs from base 1 to 1872 and encodes 623 amino acids. NCBI's taxonomy places the organism in Eukaryota, Fungi, Ascomycota, Leotiomycetes, Helotiales, Amorphothecaceae. The record is from RefSeq and is a predicted model, not a curated record. The transcript is spliced from 7 exons.